CGCCCGUACGCGUCUGAGGCGGCGGGGGUGGCGAGGACGAGGCGAGAUGAGGCGCCUGCAGCCCGGAGCCGCGUUGCUGCUGUCGCUGCUAUGGGAGUGUACAGAGGCCAAAAAGCAUUGCUGGUACUUUGAAGGGUUAUAUCCUACCUAUUAUAUAUGUCGCUCCUAUGAGGACUGCUGUGGUUCGAGAUGCUGUGUAAGAGCCCUCUCUAUCCAGCGACUAUGGUAUUUUUGGUUCCUUUUGAUGAUGGGAGUUUUGUUCUGUUGUGGAGCUGGUUUCUUUAUCCGAAGACGGAUGUACCCUCCUCCACUUGUAGAAGAACCUACUUUUAAUGUGUCUUACACCAGACAACCAGUCAACACUGCAUCAGGGUCACAGCAACCUGGAGUGCCAUAUUACACAGACCCAGGCGGACCUGUGAUGAAUCCCAUGGCGAUGGCUUUCCAUGUCCAGCCCAAUUCCCCCCAAGGAAACCCGGUUUACCCUCCUCCACCUUCCUACUGCAACACACCACCUCCUCCGUAUGAGCAGGUGGUGAAAUCCUCCACAUGAGGACUCUGUGGCUCUGACCUGACUCUGGGAGAAGAAGGUGCCAUUGCAAAACAACCAGGAUGGUGGGCAUCUGCCCCUUUGAACAUUUGCUAGCUUUCCAUGUCCUCUCUCCCUUCCUAUCUUGAACCUUUCCUCAUUAAAUUUCCUUGCAAAGGGGUGAUUUUUUUGCAGUAGAAGUGGAUUUUUUCUUUGUCUUUAAAAUGAAAUAAGUUGUCUUUGUAAUGCUUUUAAUGGAAAUCUAUAUUUAAAACCUGUAUGUCUUUCUCUUUAUUUAUUGUUUGUUUGACCCACAGUUGUAAUUACAUUGUGGCAGACAACCGGUAGCAGUUCCUUGUGCCACCCCAGAUUGAUGUGCAUUCUCCUAAAAUGGAGGAAAUGUCUUCACUUAGGGAAAAUUACAGAGAAAGAGGGUAAAAAUAGAAAAGGUCUUUUACCAGAAAUGGUAGCCCUAUCUUUUUUGCCAACGGUUUUCUUGUAAAACUCAGUUCUGAUGCACACCACAGAGGCUCUGUGAUAGAAGUCGCUGAGUGGCUGGGACACCGAUGUUCACUGGGUCAUGGAAGAAACUUUGCCAAGUGCCCCUAGGACUGGGGAUUCAGUGCUUUAAAUGGUGCACUUGAAAGUGGAGGACCGUGAGCUGAGUGUUUCUUGGCCAGAAGCUGGACUCUGCCUAUGUGAGCUUCAUCCUGGCUACGCUUGCUUUGCCAGCAGUGAGAUUGAAUGAAACGGAUGAUGACCUAAAUAUCAGUGGUGAGAGGCAAGUGCUAUAAUCUCAGAAUGACUUGUGCUCGUGCCUCUAGACUAAAUGAUUAGAAAUACUGAAAUACAUAGAGUUUUCUUCAUUAAAUUAGAAAGCAGCUACACUAAGAGGGAGUGGGAGCACAUUUCCAAGUUUGCUCCCUUUGAAAUUGAUGGUAAUUUUGUCACUGAUAAAUAAUACUUUUGAUUACGGUCUUGCUGCUGCCACAAAGAGUGUGAAGUAGAGCUGUCGCCUCUGGGUGACACAUCUGUGAAAUGCUCUCCUCUCUAGGACAAAUAGAUAACUCUUUGGAACUUGUGCUGAAGAAGUUCCUUAAUCUGAUGUGCAAAAAAAAAAAAAGUGUGAGGAAAAAAGAAAAGAGAUGUCCUCUAAAUUUGGUCGAGGUCUUAUCACCAGUAUGAAAGUAUUCAAGUAUUCACGUUUUUCAAAGCUGGGUUGGUGGACUGGAGGAUGGGCUUUCUUGGUAUUUCUACAGUCUCAGGCUUUUAUUGCCUGUAAAACUUGGACAGGUUUUCUUUUUCUUUUUUUUUUUUUUUUUUCAUAGAAUCACAAAAUGGUUUGAAUUGGAAGGGAGCUUAAAGACAACCCACUUCCAACCUCUCUGCUGCGGGCAGGGUUGCCAGCCACUAGGUUGCCCAAGAUCUGGGCUUGAACCUCCAGGGAUGGUGUACUCACAACCUGUUCUAGUGCUCACCACCCUCCGAGUAAAAAACUUCUUCCUAACAUCAAACCUAAAUUUCCCCUCUUUUAGUUCAAAACCACUUGUCCAGUCACAAUGGCUCAUAUAAAAAGUCAAUCUCCCUCCUGUAUAUAAGCUCCCUUUCGUUACUGGAAGGCUGCAGUGAGAUCUCCCCAGAGCCUUCUCCAGACUGAACAAACCAAGCUCCCUCAGCCUUUCUUCGUAGGAGAGGAUUCUUUGUAGGAGAUGCAGAUAUGGUUUAGUAGCUUGUGGUAAUAAUGGUGAUGGGAGGACGCUUGGACUAGAUGAUCUUGUAGGUCCUUUCCAACCUUGUGAUUCUAUGAUUCUGUGAUUUUAUUAAAGUAAGUUUAGAUGGUGUUGUACCUCUGAUCAUCUUCUUCGCUCUUUACCGAGGCGUUUGUUUGAAGUUCUUUUUGUUAAUGAGUGGAGUUAAAAUUGUGAUCUCCUGUGCACAAAGGAGGACAGAGCCAAUGUUCAUUCUUCACAGCUGUGAAAUUCUUUGUGGCAGGCAGCUUCAUACACUCGUUUUUCUGUGGCAUUCUCUGGUUUCUUCUCCCUCUGCCAACAGAGGCUGGGUGGCAGGCGUGUUGCUUUGGCCCUUGUGGGAGGGUCCUAGUCCCUGUUGGCAGGAAAACCUCCAGUGAAACAUCUCCCAGAGAAUAGGUGUCACUGGUAGUUAACUCAUUACACCUGGCAUGUUGUGCUGGUGUGGGAAGCGCUUCAAGUGAGGAGAGCCCUGGGUAUGCCCAUCCUGAGGCUUGUUGGUGAAGUCUGGACUGCUGUAGCAGUCUGCCUCAGUGAAGUAUUGCAAAGGAUUUGAAUGGUGGCUGGGCUCUGCUAGCCUUCCUCCUGUGGGACUGCACCAGGGCAUAAGCAGUGGCAAGAGCUCGUGCCUCCAGGUGCGCAGUCAUCACAUUUCCUCCUGAAGGAUGAGCAAACACAAUUUCUUAGACAUGGCCACAGGCCUGGUCUCAUUUUUGGUACUGUUUUCAUUUGAGUUUCCAGGUUGCUGGCUCGUGCUCUGCAUCACCUGGACAAUCCCUGCUUUUUGGUGUUAUUUUUAACUUCCAUGAGUUAACUGGUAGGAGCCUCCACAUCACAUAGCAGAAGUGCUUCCUGUAGAACCACAGCAUGUCAGUGUUGAGCUGUGAAGCUCUGUUACUUGCAGUAUGGAGGGAGCAAUGCCACAAACUUGCUCAUCUUGCUCAUCAGUGCUGCUU
Messenger RNA from Centrocercus urophasianus (Greater sage-grouse), 3233 nucleotides. It is a transcript of the gene VOPP1, whose product is annotated as VOPP1 WW domain binding protein. Lineage: Eukaryota; Metazoa; Chordata; Aves; Galliformes; Phasianidae. The coding region runs from base 47 to 553 and encodes 168 amino acids. Gene Ontology annotation, cellular component: cytoplasmic vesicle membrane. The record is from RefSeq and is a predicted model, not a curated record. The transcript is spliced from 5 exons.